This is a messenger RNA of Arabidopsis arenosa, 1137 nucleotides long. Lineage: Eukaryota; Viridiplantae; Streptophyta; Magnoliopsida; Brassicales; Brassicaceae. The record is from the annotation of a GenBank genome assembly.
GGACCAUAAAGUAAGACCAACACACCUACUUUCUUUCAAUUUUAUUUACUAUAUCCUUUAAUACAAAAUAAAUAUAUUCAUCAAUCAUUUUGCUUAGCCUUUCCCUUCGUCACUAUUAACGUUUAUCUCUCAAAUUUCAUUUACUCUAUUUCCCACAAUGCUCCCAUUUGCCAACUACUACAUUUCUUCACCAUCUAUCUCCGAGAAGAACAUUAGCAACAACAACGUAAACAAGAGGAGGAAGAAGAAACGGGCCAUGACGGUUUAUGGUGGUGGAGGAGGAGGAGAUGAUUUAGCGGUGGUGAAGGCGGCGGCGUGGGCUUGGUACCUAAGGAAAGAAGGCAAACCGAUUAUGAGAGAGUUUGAUCUAACGAGAGCAUCAAGAACACCGCGACCUUCACGGUACAAGAUCGAAGCAACGAAGAACAUGAUCCUCUCUGAGAAUAGGCUUUUGGCUGAGAAUAGGGUUUCUACUAAGUCUCCACUUUGGUACACGAAUUACCCUUUUCGUGGGGAUCAAGAAACGCAGUACUCUCGUCUUCUUGACACUUACGAGAUCAAGAACAUCUCCAAGAGGCUUAACAUUGAUGAUACUAGUUUCUCCGCAAGUUUAAGCAGUGUUUUGAGGCACAACGGCAAUGAUCAUCAUAAUCAUAAUCAUAAUGAUGAUUAUGGUUUUGAUGAUCAUGGUUUGUUGCAGAAGAGAAAUGGUAAAGAUAAUAAUAAUACUACUACUAGAAGUAGAACAAACAAUGACAAGAGUUAUAAUGGUGGCUUCAUGAAAAAAGUGAGCAAGAGAAGUUUGUGGAAGGGAAUGAUUGUGAUGGGUCCAGGGUCGACGGUUUGUGGGAGAAGUGAUGACGUGGCUUCGCAGGCCGGCAGAAGAACGGUAAAGGUUGCGGCGGCGGCAGAGGCUCUGGUCAGGUCGGCGGCAAGUGGCAAGACUCAAAGUGGUCGUCGCUAACUUUAGUGGUUCUUGGGUUGUUGAGCUUUGAAGACUUUUUAGGCUGGAAGGGACUUUUUCUUUUGAACAAUUUUUUUGUUUUGUUUUAUUUAAUUGUACAUUUCUUAAUUUCAGUUUCUGAUUUUCACUAGCUGUGUAUUUUUAACACGUUUGAGUAAAUAUUUACAUCUUAA